CGAGCCAAUACGGUCCUCAAGGCGCAUCCUUCAGCCUCCAUCACUCCUGCCUCCCGCCAGGUCGCGGCACCGCCAGCCAGAGGACGAUGCUGACAGGACGAAUUGUGACGUCAUGAUCUCACGUCCAUGGACUCGUCCCCCAACACCGUAGAGCUCCAAGAGCUGCGCAGCACCAGCGGUGGCUUCCGAAACGCUUCGUACCAGCCGGACGAGGAGGCGCUGCAGCAGCACGGGGCGACCAGCUGUCCUCCCUCCACCGCAGGAAGCUGCAAGGAGCUCUCGCCUCGCUCGUGCGACGAGGAUGGCCUCCACAACGAGGGUCAGGACCUGACCGAGUUCUGUCGCCAUGACGACGGCGCCGGCGACUCUGGUUUUCUGGUGGCCCUGGUGCUGCUGCUGAGCGGCAUCGUCCUGGUGGUGAUCGCCUACACCGUGCCCAGGGAGGCCAAGGUGGACCCGGACUCGGUGUCGGCCCGUCAGAUGGAGCAGCUGGAGAUGUACUACGCCCAGCUGGGCUCCCACCUGGACAAGUGCAUCAUCGCCGGCUUGGGCCUGCUCACGCUGGGCGGGAUGUUCCUCUCCGUGCUCCUCAUGGUGUCCGUUUGCCGGGGACAAAUGUACCACCACCGCCGUGCCGUAUUCGUGCGGCCUAAAAGGACAUAUGGCUCCAUCAACCUGAGGAUGAAGCAGCUGGCGACAGGGGAGGAUGCGGAGGCGUCGGCUACAGGGGAACCAGGAGAUGUCGCCUUGCCACACGGUGAUUGAGACCACCGCUCAAUGGAGGGCAGCAUCAAAGCACAAAUGCUGCGGAUGCUAAUCAGCUAAAAGCACAAUUUAAGAUCUGCUUCGCUCAUUGGCCGAGAGUGAACCGUCCAAUCACAGUGUGACAUCACUUCCUGUGCAGGUAAUGACCUACACCAGCAAUGUAGAGAGAUUUCAACAAAAAAGGGAGCUAUUAGAGUGAAGGAAGUAACCAUUUUAUACGCGCAGCAUACUUUUAUUAUUUGAAUAUGUAAACAUUUGUGUCAUGUCCGAGUACAAGAAGCCUUAAACGAGUGAACACACUGUAACGUGUACUCAUUAACUAAAUGUUUGUGUGUAUAUAGAGCUGCGCGGACAAGAAUGUAACUACACACACUUUGUCGGUGGAUGUUAAAGUCAAAUAGUUGGCAGAGGAGCUGGAGUGCACAGAAUGUCCAAAAGCGACCAUUUCCUGUAUCGAUGUAUCCCCAUACCAUACUUGCCAACCUUGAGACCUCCGAAUUCGGGAGGCGGGGUUAUGGGGGAGGAGUAUAUUUAUAGCUAGAAUUCAAUGAAAUUAAAGUAUUUCUUAUAUAUAUAUAUAUAUAUGUAUAUAUGUAUAUAUAUAUAUAUAUAUAUAUAUAUAUAUAUAUAUAUAUAUAUAUAUAUAUAUAUAUAUAUAUAUAUAUAUAUAUAUAGUACAGUAAACAGUAAUGAAAACACAGUUGUUCUACUAACUGUACUGUACUUGCUGCUUACUUUAAAAAAAAAAAAACACUUACCUUUCACUAUUUGAGUAGCUUUUGUUCUGCCAUUUGAGUACUGGCGAGCGAUCUCUGAAUCCGGGAACAUAUCCUUCACGGAUUUGUUGAAAACAUCCGCAAAUGAGAACGGGAUAUUGCUUGCAACGUGGCCCAUAAUACUGCGUUGCCGCAGACUUGUGCUUCUCUGACCGUUCAUGAGUGACUAUAUCCAUUCGGCCACCGUGUUAUGGGUUAUAGAUAAACUUAUGGAUAACGGAGACAUAUAUAAUAGUCUCCUUUUCAGGUGAGAGGACGCUAAAUGCAGUGCCUUUCAGGCACGCCCCCAAUAUUGUUUGUCCGGCUAGAAAUUGCCGUAGUUUUGAAGCAAUGCAUGAUGGGAAUCCGGAUGUUGUGUGGCAGUGUAUUAACGUGCCGGCUGGAAUAAACACCCGCUGAGAAA
Molecule: messenger RNA, 1944 nt
Organism: Entelurus aequoreus (snake pipefish)
Lineage: Eukaryota; Metazoa; Chordata; Actinopteri; Syngnathiformes; Syngnathidae
Gene: tmem74b
Product: transmembrane protein 74B
Exons: 3
Coding region: 127-765 (212 amino acids)
Source: RefSeq, a predicted model, not a curated record